AUGUUGCUUUUUCACCACCUCCUGUUGCUUUUUUCUCUGCUCUACGGAAUCUGCACUGCCAUUCAAGCUGUUCAGCGGAACAACAACAAUGCAGUCCAAGAAACCCCUAAAGAUAGAACUACAAUGCAUCGGCGAGAACUUGUUGCAGCUACCAAACUCUCAAAACUCGCACGGCGAAGCAAUACCGUUGAACUGGCCAGCGCUUUUGACCUGGAAUACCUUGAAGGCGGUGACUUUUAUGGCAAUUCUCCCUUAGGAGCCACCGUCCAUGUUGAAUCACACAAACCAGUACUCUUGUUGGAAGAGAUCGAGCAUCUACUAAAUAUAGUAGAAUGUUCUAGUUCGACUAUCUCGAUGGCGUUUUUGACAGACCAUGCUUCAGUCCCAUUGGAAAAAGCCUUUGAACAACUCAAAGGCGGUUUUGUAGUGAGCUCUCAUUACGGAUGCAAUGUGGCGGGAGCCCGAAACGUGUUUCGUGUGGAAAGCUAUGACAUGUCUACGGAUGAGGGGCACGUCCGUCUCUCCGUUAGCCGUAUGUCUUGGGAAAAUGCCUUUCCAAACUUAUCAAUCAAGAUGAGCAGCACAAAAGAGAAAAUUGUACAUCGGCCACACGAAAACUUUCGGCGUCAGCUGACUCCAGCAUCGGAAACAAGCACAAGUUCAUCUGUUUCCAAUCCUAUCAAUCCAGAAGAAACUAACAAAGCCUAUCUGUCGAUUGGCAAAGAACUCCUGGAAACGGCUUUAGAAAUUCCAGCGGUUGCCAACAUAGUACCACCCCCUUUUACGAUUGAGUGCAAAGACUGUACCACGAAUGGAACAGUUGAUUUUGAAUUCUUCGAUUUCCAAAAAGAUUGUAAUUUGGAAGGGCUCCUCGACUGUAUCAACGGAGUAAAUGCAGCAGUAAAAGUAGAGGGAUUCGAGGCACAUGUUGAGCUGUCCGCGACUUUAUCUCGAGAAGCAGAAUUUGAAGCCCCUUUGUCUGCCCUAAACCUUGAUCAUAGUUUGGAUCUAACCACACGAAAGAUUAAGGAUUUAGGUUCUAUUGAGCUUGGUUGGUCUCCUUCCAUUUUUCUUAGUUACGAAAUGAAUGGAAAUAUCACAUUCACGUACGGCUUCAAAGUCAAGAUGUCUUCUGCAUUAUCUAUCAACCUUGGCAUGAAGGAUCAAACAGAACCAAACCGGAUCGGCUUAGGCAAACUAAACGUCGAAACUAUUCCGUUCCAAGCAGAAGCAAAAGUAGACAACAUAACGUUCAGUAUUGCUCUCCGUAGCCGCUUGAGUGCUUCUUUUACGUUCGAAUCAUCUUUUACCAACCAGAGCAGCAUAGGCGUCAGUGCAGGAAUUCAGCUCGACAUGCCUGGCCUAUCGACCAAAGUCACCUCUAUGCAAGCCGUAGAUGCGAACUGUCAGCCGCUUAAAGACUCAAACACAAACUCUGACGACAGAAACUUGAUAGAGAAAAUUCUCACGAAUGUAUACCGCUUCGACUCAAGCGCUAUAAUGAACGCUAGUGUCUUUAGCCAGGUGACUACCUCCACCGGAUGUCCUGAAGAGUUUUAA
Messenger RNA from Aplosporella prunicola CBS 121167, 1560 nucleotides. RefSeq lists its product as uncharacterized. The transcript has 6 exons. Bases 1 to 1560 code for a protein of 519 amino acids. NCBI's taxonomy places the organism in Eukaryota, Fungi, Ascomycota, Dothideomycetes, Botryosphaeriales, Aplosporellaceae. The record is from RefSeq and is a predicted model, not a curated record.